UCUACUUUCGUCGAGGGUGUGCAGCAUUGAAGAGAAGCUGACUGAAUGAUUAGAACUCUGCAUUACGCUCGUCUCCGCGCAGCACACCACCUCCCCGUAAACCGACCGGGCCUCGUCCGCUGAAUUCGGGCAGUCAAUAUAGCAGUCCUGGCCGAAGGAAGCGAAGUCAAUAUCGAGCAAGCCCCGAUCAGGUCGACGAGGAAUCUCUCUACUAGUCUCGCUUGACAAGUGGAUGCCAAUACUUCCUUACGACAUAACGACUUCUGCUAUUCACCAACUUCUAUUUCUUAUGAUUCUACGUAUGUUAUGCCUAGCGUCCUUGCAUACGCACGAUGACUUGAUUUUACAACAUGUUUAUUAUCGGGCAAAGGGUGGAUGAGGCUGUAAAUUUUGGUUUUCUUUCUUACAAUACCAUGUACCUGCGAUGUCCAAUAGCGAUUCCCUUCUCUUCCACAUAUCUUGUUGGCUAUUGGUGAUGAUUCUUCUUGCCAUGCAUAAUUCGAAUCAAAAGCACUCGAUCGUGUUCGUGUUGAUACAGUCUAGAGUUCAGGAUCACAAUAUGCACAUUCAUAAUCGACGGUGUGAGCACCCGCCAUGGCGGCACAGACCAGUAUUACCUAUCUUGCUUUACUUGUGAACAUAUGUUGGCGUAUUCUGGAUUGACCAUCGCAUGAACCAAUCUAUACAUUCUAGAGAAACGACGCCCGUCCAUCUCAUACUAAUACAGGCGUCUUUCUCGGCUUCCUUCCCAGUCUCCUUCCUAGUUCCUUCCGGCGAGGACAUAUCAGAAGGAAGGAACGGCUGUGGAGAUGACGGAGAACUUCUUAUAAGUCGAGUCUCUUCUCUCGUUCAUUCAAUGCAUUGUACCAUGCCCGCCUUAUACUCACUAUCUAUUUCGUUAACACAGUCGUUACCAGAUAUUUCUCACUAUCCAUCACUAUCCAUCACUAGUUACUUGUCAUUGCUCUAUCAUCCCACGCCUGGGAGACUCAAGAUGCCAUACUAUGUCCAGAUAGUAGUGAGAGGUGCUCUCAGUAGCAGCCUAUAUGUCCUCACCACCCUUAGCCGGGAGACUGCCGACUAUUUCUUCCGACAACUGCAAGAGCACACUGCCAUAACGGCGUUGGGAUUUACUCCACUUCAAACAAUCUACACCCCCACGUUCUGGUCUAUCCAGUCAACCCACGAGAAUACCGCCAUGUUAUUGACCAAUCUCAUCACCGAAAUCCACCAGGGCACGAACCGGGACAUCCCAGAGCAAGCUCAAAAUUGGCUGAGAGGGAAACUCUUCAUCGGCCCCCUUACCAACCAGAUAACUAUCAACCCGACCAAUCCUCCAGGCGACAAUGCUUCUGACCACGUCAACAAUCGAUGCUACUACAUCCGCAACCGAAAUGCACCAGAUUGGUGGUUUGUGCGUCCCGAUAAAGUUGAAGUGAAGGUUUCAACAAGGUACCGUUCGAAAUUCUGCCUCCAAUUGUGCCCUAGGCGCGUUGAAUCUCUGGUCCUAGUCGGCAGAGACAUUUUACAGCUCACGUUGAUGGAAAGGGGUAACACACACCGGUCUGUGUCCCUUUCCUCAGACAACCGACACCGUUUGAUAUGCCCCUUAGGCGGUAACGUGAUAGAUCCUUUGAAGUUCUUCUUCUGUGAUUUUAGGGAAGGGGGGUUUAGUGUUACUACGCCGUCUCAGGAACAGGAUCCUUUUCUGCAGUGGACGCCGGGUGGCGCUUUGGCUAAUGAAGGGCCGGGGGGAGGAUUGGAUGCUGGUCGCUUCGGAGAUUUUACCGCGCUGGUGUUGAGGAUUUUAUAUAUCUGUUUGUCUUCGGCAGUAGGAAUGGACCACGUCUCUAUGUAUGCAGGACCAGGACCAGACCUUCACGUCUCUCCUGCCGCACCUGGUGAUUCGAUUAUAGAAGUUACGGUCAUUUCAUUAACAGACUUAAUACUUAGCUUCCAGAAAGUGAAUGCUAUUCUACUACAAAACCGUAGAGGCUGUAAGCAGUAGGGAAGUGUCUGUGUUGUCCCCCGUUGCUCUUUCCUUAUUCCGUGAACGGGCAAUUCCUCAUACUCACGAACGCUCUCAUAUCUCAAGCCCA
This is a messenger RNA of Aspergillus pseudonomiae, 2099 nucleotides long. RefSeq lists its product as uncharacterized. The record is from RefSeq and is a predicted model, not a curated record. NCBI's taxonomy places the organism in Eukaryota, Fungi, Ascomycota, Eurotiomycetes, Eurotiales, Aspergillaceae. The coding region runs from base 671 to 2008 and encodes 445 amino acids. The transcript has a single exon.